Aspergillus ibericus CBS 121593 is the source of this 2787-nucleotide messenger RNA. Its product is annotated as plasma-membrane proton-efflux P-type ATPase. Gene Ontology annotation, cellular component: plasma membrane. The transcript is spliced from 4 exons. The coding region runs from base 1 to 2784 and encodes 927 amino acids. NCBI's taxonomy places the organism in Eukaryota, Fungi, Ascomycota, Eurotiomycetes, Eurotiales, Aspergillaceae. Gene Ontology annotation, molecular function: ATP hydrolysis activity; ATP binding; P-type proton-exporting transporter activity. Gene Ontology annotation, biological process: proton export across plasma membrane; regulation of intracellular pH. The record is from RefSeq and is a predicted model, not a curated record.
AUGUCUAUUGACCAUCCCAAUGGCUUUAACAAGGAGCCCGUGUAUGUCGAAAAGAAAUCGGGAGAGGAGAAAUCAAUAUCGGACAUCCAAGAGGAUGAAGGGGAAGAGAAAGAUAUCGAUACUCUCAUUGAAGAGCUGGAGUCGUUGGAUGGCUAUGUCGAAUUAAACGUCCAGGAGAGCCACCAAACCGGCCGACUCCCCCCUGUCUCGGAUGACUUGCUCCAGACAAAUUCUCAUACAGGACUUGGUGCUAACGAGGUGACAAUUCGUCGCAGGAAAUUUGGCUCCAAUGAGAUGAAGGAGGCAAAGGAGAACCUCGUGCUAAAGUUCCUUGGGUUCUUCGUCGGUCCCGUUCAGUUUGUGAUGGAGGCAGCCGCUGUCCUAGCUGCUUACCUCAGAGACUGGGUUGACUUGGGAGUUAUCUGUGGUCUACUUUUGCUCAAUGCGUCCGUGGGCUUUGUCCAGGAAUUUCAGGCCGGAUCCAUCGUGAAGGAACUGAAGAAAACAUUAGCACUCAAGGCGAUUGUGCUGCGUGACGGUGUUAUGGUUGAUAUCGAUGCAGCUGAACUGGUCCCAGGGGAUAUAGUGAAGCUUGACGAGGGCACUAUAAUUCCCGCGGAUGGCCGAAUAAUGACCAACACCGCUAUCCAGGUCGAUCAGUCUUCUAUUACUGGCGAGUCUCUGGCAGUCGACAAGCAUAAAGGGGACACAUGCUACGCAUCAUCUACUGUGAAGCGAGGCUGUGCCCGGAUUAUCAUCACAGCAACUGGCAACUGCACCUCUGUAGGACAUGCGGCUGCAUUGGUCAAUGCUGCCUCGGCCGGAACUGGUCAUUUCACCGAAGUGCUUCAUGGGAUCAGUAUCGUCCUCCUGGUCCUCGUCAUAAUUACCUUGAUCAUUGUCUGGGUAUCAUCGUUCUACCGUUCAAACAACACGACAACUAUUCUCGAGUUUACUUUGGCUAUCACUAUGAUAGGUGUUCCGGUGGGCCUUCCCGCCGUUGUUACAACCACGAUGGCAGUUGGUGCAGCGUAUUUGGCAAAGAAAAGAGCCAUUGUUCAAAAGCUUUCUGCCAUUGAAUCACUCGCGGGAGUCGAAAUACUUUGUUCUGAUAAGACCGGCACGUUGACGAAGAAUAAAUUAUCGCUGACAGACCCUUAUACAGUGGCUGGUGUGGACCCUGAAGACCUCAUGCUAACAGCAUGCUUAGCUGCUUCUCGAAAGAAAAAGGGCAUGGAUGCAAUCGACAAAGCAUUCUUCAAGGCAUUGUCUUGCUAUCCGACCGCCAAAACAAUGCUCAAUCAGUUCAAAGUGCUCCAGUUCUAUCCGUUUGAUCCGGUCUCCAAGAAGGUCACGGCAGUAGUCCAAUCUCCCCAAGGCCAACGAAUCACCUGUGUCAAGGGAUCUCCAUUGUUUGUACUUAAAACAGUUCAGCAGGACCAUCAAAUACCGGAUGACAUUGAACAGGCAUAUAAGAACAAAGUGGCCGAAUUUGCAACUCGUGGGUUCCGCUCGCUUGGAGUGGCUCGAAAGUGCGGCGAUGGCGAGUGGGAGAUACUGGGCAUAAUGCCAUGCUCGGAUCCUCCACGACAUGAUACCGCUAAAACCAUUAAUGAAGCUCAGACCCUGGGGCUGUCGAUUAAAAUGCUAACAGGAGAUGCAGUAGGGAUUGCCCGCGAGACUUCGCGUCAGCUGGGACUGGGCACAAAUGUGUACAACGCAGAACGGCUUGGCCUUGGUGGAGGAGGAACAAUGCCUGGCUCUGAAGUCUAUGACUUUGUCGAAGCUGCUGAUGGAUUUGCAGAGGUUUUCCCUGAGCAUAAAUACAACGUGGUGGACAUCUUACAACAGCGCGGAUACUUGGUUGCGAUGACUGGGGACGGCGUCAACGACGCUCCAUCCCUCAAGAAAGCCGAUACUGGAAUUGCAGUGGAAGGCUCCUCGGAUGCUGCGCGGUCAGCGGCCGACAUUGUGUUUCUUGCUCCCGGUUUGUCCGCGAUCAUUGAUGCCUUGAAGACCUCGCGUCAGAUCUUCCACCGCAUGUACGCUUACGUCGUAUAUCGGAUUGCGCUAUCGCUGCAUCUGGAAAUAUUCUUGGGGUUUUGGAUCGCCACCAGGAACGAAAGCCUCAAUCUACAGCUUGUGGUAUUCAUUGCCAUCUUCGCCGACAUCGCGACAUUAGCGAUCGCCUACGACAAGGCUCCAUUCUCCUCCACGCCCGUGAAAUGGAACCUUCCUAAACUGUGGGGAAUGUCCAUUCUCCUAGGGAUUGUACUGGCCGUGGGGACAUGGGUCACACUCACUACAAUACUUACUGCUGGAGAAAAUGGAGGCAUAAUGCAAGACUACGGAAAGCGAGAUGAGGUCUUGUUCCUAGAGAUCUCCCUAACUGAAAAUUGGCUCAUCUUCAUAACACGUUCCGACGGCGCUUUUUGGGCAUCAACAUGGCCAUCCUGGAAACUGAUAGGAGCCAUCGCAGUCGUGGACCUCAUGGCGACGUGCUUCUGCUUAUUUGGUUGGUUUGUCGGUGAGCCAACCUCGACUCCUACAAUUCUCCGCAUCUACGUUUUCUCAUUUGGGGUAUUCUGCAUAAUGGGUGGCAUCUAUCAUCUGCUGCACGGCUCCAAGAGCUUUGAUAAUAUCAUGCAUGGGAAGAGCCCCAGAAGUAAUGACAAGCAACGCUCUUUGGAAGACUUCUUGGUCGCACUACAACGCGUAUCUUCGCAACAUGAGAAAAGUUCGUUAACUAGCAUGGAGAAUGGACAGGCUACCCGUGGCGUUUAGUGG